CUCUGUGUUUUACCACAGGUUGAAUUAAGGCUGGACAGUGGUGAUGUCACUGCAAAUGAGUGAGGCAGAGGGGGCUGUGAAGGUGGAGGAGUGGCAGCAGACGUUUUACGCCCCAGACUCAGGCAUUCAGUCAGGAGCCACCACCAUUCGAGAUGAGGACGAGUCUGAGUGCUGUAAGAAGUACAGCCUCAGUGCCAGCGCUGGCGAGAGCGCCACAGAUAUCGAGGCUCAGUACAGUCUAACUCGAGCUCAGCGAGUGCGUGCGGCCAUGUUCCCCGAGACGCUGGUGGAGGGAGAGAUGGUGCUCACCGCGCAGAGCAAUCCAGACCAGCCCACCAAUGUGCAGAGACUGGCCGAGCCCUCGCAGCUCCUCAAAACAGCCAUCGUUCAUCUCAUCAACUAUCAGGAUGACGCUGAGCUGGCCACUCGCGCCGUACCAGAGCUCACCAAACUGCUGGCCGACGAGGACCAGGUGGUGGUAAACAAGGCAGCACUGAUUGUGAACCAGCUUACGCGGAAGGAGGCGUCUCGCCGUGUGCUCAUGCAGUCUCCUCAGAUGGUGUCGGCUGUGGUGAGGGCCAUGCAGAACACCGGAGACCUGGAGACGGCGCGCUGCGCUGCCAGCGUCCUGCACAGCCUCUCCCACCAGCGCGAGGGCCUGCUAGCCAUCUUCAAAUCGGGCGGCAUCCCUGCACUAGUGCGCAUGCUCGGUUCCCCUAUGGAGUCAGUGAUGUUCUACGCCAUUACCACGUUACACAACCUGUUACUGCACCAGGAGGGAGCCAAGAUGGCGGUGCGUCUGGCUGAUGGACUGCAACGGAUGGUCCCUCUUCUGAAAAAAACCAACCCCAAGUUCCUGGCCAUCACCACAGACUGCCUGCAGCUGCUGUCUUACGGCAAUCAGGAGAGCAAGUUGAUCAUCCUGGCAAAUGGUGGGCCAGAAGGUUUGGUGUUCAUUAUGAGAAACUACAACUAUGAGAAGCUCCUGUGGACCACCAGCAGAGUCCUGAAGGUGCUGUCUGUCUGUCCAAGCAACAAACCAGCUAUUGUUGACGCUGGGGGUAUGCAGGCUCUCGGCCAACAUCUCUCAGGUUCGAGUCAGCGUCUGACACAGAACUGCCUGUGGACCCUGAGGAAUCUCUCUGACGCUGCAACCAAGCAGGAAGGUCUGGACGGUCUCCUGCAGAUCUUAGUGAGUCAGCUGGGCUCAGAUGAUGUGAACAUGCUGACCUGCGCUACUGGCAUCCUGUCAAACCUCACCUGCAACAACGCACGCAACAAGGCCCUGGUCACCCAGAGCGGCGGGGUGGAGGCCCUCAUUCACGCCGUGCUGCGGGCCGGAGAGAAGGAGGACGUGGCCGAGCCGGCCGUCUGUGCCCUGCGUCACCUCACGAGCCGCCACCCCGACGCAGAGCUGGCCCAGAAUGCAGUGCGUCUGCACUACGGCAUCUCCGCCAUCACCAAGCUCUUGGGCCAGCCGCACUAUUGGCCUGUGGUAAAGGCCACAGUGGGUUUGAUUCGUAACUUGGCCCUGUGUCCGGUCAAUCAGGCGCCUCUGAGAGAAUCUGGGACAAUCCCUCGACUGGUCAACCUGCUCUUGAAAGCUCAUCAGGAAACUCAAAGACACGGCUCAGGGGCCCAGCAGACCUAUCAGGAUGGCGUGCGAAUGGAGGAGAUCGUGGAAGGCUGUACAGGCGCUUUGCAUAUACUGGCCAGAGAUCCCAUCAACCGAGGGGAGAUCGCCAGCAUGCAGACCAUUCCUCUGUUUGUGCAACUUCUGUACUCCUACGUGGAGAACAUAAAGCGUGUGUCUGCCGGUGUUUUGUGUGAACUGGCUCUGGAUAAGCAGUGUGCCGAGAUGAUCGACGCAGAAGGAGCAUCUGCACCUCUAAUGGAGCUCCUGCACUCUCCCAAUGAGGGGAUUGCCACCUAUGCUGCGGCCGUUCUCUUCCGCAUCUCUGAGGACAAGAGUUCAGACUACAGGAAGCGUGUGUCGGUGGAGCUCACUCAUUCCCUCUUCAAACAUGACCCUGCAGCCUGGGAAAUGGCACACGCCGCCAUGCCACUCGACCCUGGAUAUAUACCAGAUGAUCUGGAUGCAGUUUACCCUCCAUAUGGUUACUCUGAUUUACCCAUGGAUGGCCUCCCGCUGGACGCUGAGCUACAUGAGCAAUACAUGCCAGAAAUGACCUAUGACCCUCGACAGGUGUACCCAAAUCCUCUUUAACAACACUGCCAGCAGUCUUCAGGUCAAAUGAAGUGGAUGAUGAAGAUGGAGACUACAAAUCAGUUUGUUCCCUGCAAAAAAACACGGAGCAGGGCUUGAACUGUGCAGUGCUCGAACGAAAGAAGAACAAAACACACGACUUGCUUUAGUUCACCACCGGUCUGUUUGUGACGUGAACUCUAAGCACUGCCUAACUCAUCUUGUUAUCUUGUGCUACUAACAGAGUGACAAAGCCUAAAAGUGUGGUGACGCGAUAAGCAUGUGAUCAUAACAUGUACAUUGUGUACUUUAUAUUGUUUGUCCAAAGAUGUCCAGACAACUCCGUCCUAGAAAUGUAGCAUAGCUAGUUAGCGGCUCAGCCACACGAGGGUUCGUUUUCCUUUGCGUUCUGUGUAUUUGUGGCUCUGAGGCAUUGCUACUGAGUAGAAAAUAAACAAAAGCAACAACAAAACCUACAUCUAAAAACAGAAACUCGUUUGUAUUUUCAUAAUCUCACUAUUAUAAGAUGACAUUUGUUGACAUUGAUAUGUUGUCCUGCAAACCUCUUCUAACAGGCCAAGGGCAGGAUUUCUUCUGUUUGUGCUUGAUUUCUUUAUUGUGUUUAAGAGACAAACUGAUAUUCAGUUGGAAGAGAAAGUUUGUGGCGUAUGAUUUCAUGUAAAGACAUUUUAGCAGGCAUUGAUGGAUGACAGAUCUGUACACAUUACUCACAGCUAUAACAUACAAAAGUAUUUGGACACAAAUUCCGAAUAAACCAAUAAAAAAU
Sinocyclocheilus rhinocerous is the source of this 2993-nucleotide messenger RNA. RefSeq names its product junction plakoglobin b (gene jupb). The transcript has 15 exons. Gene Ontology annotation, biological process: cell adhesion. Gene Ontology annotation, molecular function: cadherin binding. NCBI's taxonomy places the organism in Eukaryota, Metazoa, Chordata, Actinopteri, Cypriniformes, Cyprinidae. The coding region runs from base 44 to 2227 and encodes 727 amino acids. The record is from RefSeq and is a predicted model, not a curated record.